Messenger RNA from Brugia pahangi, 270 nucleotides. The record is from the annotation of a GenBank genome assembly. Lineage: Eukaryota; Metazoa; Nematoda; Chromadorea; Rhabditida; Onchocercidae.
AUGGCAAACGACGAUAGAGGUACUUUAAAAUUAAUUAACACAGGUACGGAUACCAUUAUAACCUUAUCCAUGUACAAAGAUGAUACAGAGUUAGCCCUUAAACGUCUAGCACAAAUUAAAGAACCUAGCUUAACUGAAUGUCAUCCAGUAGUAAAUUUACCACAAUUGUCGUUACCAACGUUUAGUGGAGACCCUGAAACAUGGAGAGAAUUCUGGAGUAGUUUCGAAGCCUCCGUACACUCUCAAAACAUACCAGAUAUCCAAAAUUAA